CUAAUUAAUUAAUGGAUAUAUAAAAUUAGAAAAGAAAGAGCAAAUUUUCAUUCUCUCGUGCUCCAGCAAAUGAAAAUUCUAGUGCUCUUUAAUAAUUGAAAAAUAGAUUUAAAGGUAAAAUAAGUUUGUAGUGUUAGGAUAAAUGUUGUAAUUGAUAAAUAAAAAUGAAAAUAAGGAUUAGGAUAAAUAAAUAUAAGAGUUUUUAAGUCGAAUAAAUGUUGAAUUAGAAGAAGAGGAUCUAAAAUAUAUAAAAUUUGAUAUGAGCAAAUAUCAUGAAAAUUAUAUUGAUGGUGAGAUUUUAGGUGAAGGAUGUAUUGGAUUAGUAAGAAGUGUUACAAGGAAAUAAGAUGGAAGUGAAUUUGCAUGUAAAAUAGUAAAGACUGAUGCUGAAGAGAUAGUGAAAAAUGUUAUAUUGAAUAUUUAUAAGUUUAGAUGAUAUUAGAAUUUAAGAAUCUUAAAAAAUUAAGUCAUCCUCACAUAGUGGCAAUGAAGGAACUAUUUAUAUAAUGGAAUGAAGGUUUUUAGAGUACAGGAACAGUAUUAGUAGUAAUGGAGAAGGUGAAAGGAAUGGAGAUGUUUGAAGUAAUAAGAAAGUAAAAGAACUAUAGUGGUAAUAAAAGAUUUAUGUUUAGAAUGGACAGCAAGAAUAUUAUUUGAAUAAAUAUUAGUUGCUAUUAAAUAUAUGCAUGAUAAUUAUUGUUGUCAUAGAGAUUUAAAACCUAAUAAUAUUCUAUGUACUGAAGAUGGUACAUCAAUUAAGAUUACAGACUUUAAUGUAUAUCUAUAAAUGAUUAUAAAUAAAUUAGGUUUCAAAAUUUACUAAUGGAUAUAAAGAAUUCUAAAACAUUGAUGAACAUGGUAAAAUAGAGAUGUGGACAUAUACAGGUACAGUUGCAUUUUCAGCUCCUGAGAUAUUUUCAGGUGGUUUGUACAAGUAUAUUAUUUUUUGCAAUUAGUGAAUAAGUCGAUCUUUGGAGUGCAGGUGUGAUAUUAUAUGUUAUGUUAAGUGGAGAAUUACCUUUUAAUUCAGAAUAUUUAAAUGAUCUUAUAGAUUAAAUACAAAAAUGUAAAUAUUAAAUGAUUGGACCUAUUUGGGAUCAUAUAUCACCAACAGCUAAAGAUUUAAUAUAAAAUUUGUUAUAAUUUGAUCCACAAUAAAGAUUAACACCUGAAUAAGCACUUAAUCAUCCAUGGAUUAAAAAUGUUUAAAAUAAAUCAGAAAUACCAAGAGAUACUCUAGAAAAGAAUAUGGCAAGAUUUUUAAAUUAAAAAACAAAUAAUGAAUCUGAAAUGAGUGCUAAAAAGAUUAAAUAAAUAUGUUUUUUAUUUGGUGCUGGUGAAAUAUGGAAACGUCACUCAUUAAAAAAUUCAUCAGUUUCUAAAAUAUCUGAAGAUCUUAAGAAAUUUAAAUCUAUUGAUAUUUCAACUUAUAACAAACAAAUAUAAGUAACGAAAGAUAAGAAUUCUAAGAAUAUUUAUCAUAUUGAUUGUCCAUUUAAUGAUGAUUCAGAUUGA
This is a messenger RNA of Paramecium sonneborni, 1515 nucleotides long. Lineage: Eukaryota; Ciliophora; Oligohymenophorea; Peniculida; Parameciidae. The record is from the annotation of a GenBank genome assembly.